AUGGCCGACCCAGUGACUCCGGCAACCACCGACUCCCGCCCCACCGGCAACCGCAAAUCCGCACGUCCCGACGAAGACACUGCCGGAUUGACCAGCGGCCUGGUCCCCAACGCGGGGAUGAAACUUCCCGGCGCGACGCAGGGACAGGAUGAGAAGGAGUCUCUCAAGAUUCGCAUUCAUUUGAAUUUGCAGGCGAAGGUUAAGUUGGAUUUGGAUGCGCAGUUGUAUGGCGAUAUUGUUAUUGGACUGCUGUGA
This is a messenger RNA of Aspergillus ibericus CBS 121593, 255 nucleotides long. RefSeq lists its product as uncharacterized. The record is from RefSeq and is a predicted model, not a curated record. The transcript has 2 exons. NCBI's taxonomy places the organism in Eukaryota, Fungi, Ascomycota, Eurotiomycetes, Eurotiales, Aspergillaceae. Bases 1 to 255 code for a protein of 84 amino acids.